Molecule: messenger RNA, 939 nt
Organism: Pseudopipra pipra
Lineage: Eukaryota; Metazoa; Chordata; Aves; Passeriformes; Pipridae
Product: killer cell lectin-like receptor subfamily B member 1C
Exons: 5
Coding region: 1-609 (202 amino acids)
Source: RefSeq, a predicted model, not a curated record
AUGGAGGACCAGGACGGCUACAUGGCCUUAGAGCAGUGGAGGAAACGAGGGGCUGCGGGGAGCCCCCCGUCCUCCCCAGGGGCAGCUGUAGGAUCUGGCUUUCCAGAACCCCGGGGGGUCCCCCCCACAGCCCCCCCGCGCCGUCCCCGCUGCCUCCUCGGGGCCCUCACGGCUGCCCUGGCGCUGUCCCUGGUGCUGUGGGUGUCCUGGUGGGUGGCAGAGAGGGUACAGCCCGAGGCGACCUGGAGGUGGGGGAACACCUCCCUGGGACCCCCCUGUGCCAGCCUGGACGGCACCUUCAGGGAGCUGAGGAGGAUCCUGUGCCCCCUGCGAGAGGCCGAGGGGUGCAGGCUCUGCCCCGUGGGCUGGAUGCUGGGCAGGACCAAGUGCUACUGGGUCUCGGAAAGGAUGAACUCGUGGCACGGGAGCCGGGAGGACUGCGGGGCCCGCGGGGCCGCGAUGGCGAUGCCGUGGGACAAGGACGAGCUGGAUUCCCUCAAUGAGACCCUGAGGAAACCCACGCGCCACUUCUGGAUCGGGCUCUCGGUGCCCGCGCCCGGGAUGGGCUGGACGUGGGUGAACGGCUCCCGCCCGGACUGGAGCCGGUGAGGAGCGCUGGGGGGUCGGGGUGGGCACCCCCCUGUCCCCCGAGGGCCCCCCGGGGGUGACACGGGCCCCCUCCCGCACCCGCAGCUUCCCGCAGGACCUCGGGGAGGGUCCCGGAGCCUGCGGGGCGCUCAAGGGGGACAGGAUCGACCCCCGCGCCUGCGACACGGGGCUGCAGUGGAUCUGCCAGACGGAGUCCGCCCGGAUCUGAGCCUCCAUCGCACCCAAAACCCACCGUUAAUGCGCGAAAAAAUCCCGAUUCCCGCGGGUUCGGCACCCACCGGCGGCUCCCGGGGCACGGGCAGGACCGCGGCCGGGGAAAGUCGGGGGGCG